CUGGAUGCUUGUUGAAGCAUGGUGGUGAGGAUGGUCGGAACACGAUUAAUGGGGCUGCCGUCACGAGGCCGGGUCAGAUGGAUGAAUGUAAUGAGAACUGGAGUCCUUCAUCUCCUGCUGCUAUCGGCCUGCCUCGGCCAAGACACGGAAGACUGGCAAUAUGAGGAAUGUAAACUCUCCCGUUCUGGUCCUCCUGCUACCAUCGUGGCCAUAGAUGAGGAAAGCCCCAAUGGAACACUGUUGGUGGAGAAUAUGCAGAUCAACGGUGUGGCGCAGGGUCCAGAUCGUACAAUCUCUUUGUCUCUAAGAGACAACUACGACUACUGGGUGAUUCUUGAUCCUGCCAGGCAGUCUCUUUACCUGAACAGCACUGGACGAGUUCUUGAUAGAGAUCCACCGUCGUUCAUUCAGUCCAUCGUGGUUCAGGUUCAGUGCACCAACGAGCUGAUUGGAACAGUGAUUUUACACGAGGUCCGCAUUGUUGUCCGAGACCGCAAUGACAACGCUCCGCAUUUCCAGCAGCCUCGAUACUACGUCGCCAUCAGUGAGCUAACCCCUGUAGGAACAACGAUCUUCUCUGGUUUCUCGGGGAAUAAUGGUGCAACGGACAUCGACGACGGCCCCAACGGGCAGAUAGAGUACACCAUCCAGUACAACCCAAGAGAUCCRACUGCCAACAGAACCUUUGACAUCCCCCUGACUUUGUUUGGCUCCGUAGUUCUAAGGGAACGGCUCAACUACGAGGAGAUAACACGAUACUUGGUCAUUAUACAGGCAAAUGACCGGGCACCUUCACCGCGUGACCGUCGAACUGCCACCACCACGCUGACCGUGGAUGUGCUGGAUGGAGAUGACUUGGGUCCCAUGUUCCUACCUUGUACACUUGUGGGAAACACUCGUGACUGUAGUCCCAUCACGUAUUUGGCCAGUGUUCUGGAGCUGACGGAGCCUAAUAAGACAAAUCCCCUCAAUGUGACCCCACCUAUCCAAGCUGUGGACCAGGACAGAAACAUUCAACCUCCGUCAGACAGACCUGGGAUCCUGUACUCCAUCCUUAUUGGCAAACCAGCAUCCUAUGCAGAAUAUUUCAUCUUAAACAGAACCACAGCAGAACUCAUGCUGCUGAAACCCAUCGACAGGGAGCUCUACCGCAGAUUUGAUCUGGUUAUCAAGGCGGAGCAGGACAACGGUCACCCCCUGCCAGCGUUCGCCAACCUUCAGAUYGAAGUUCUGGAUGAAAACAACCAAGCACCGUAUUUUUUGGAGUCUGGUUACCAUGGAUACGUCAGUGAGGCUUCGCCAGUCGGAACCACCAUUGCUACCAACGUCACUCUAUCGGCUCCCCUCACUAUAAUAGCUUUGGAUAAUGACGUGGAGGAGGCCCGGGAUCCACAGCUGCACUUUUCUCUGGACAGUUAUUCUCAUGUUUUUUCUAUAUCAACUACUGGGAUAAGAAGAUAUCUCACGCUGUUGCAGCCUGUAGACAGAGAAACACAAGACUCCUAUACAUUCACGGUAAUACACAGGCUCAAUAUCACCGGGGUAAUUACAGUGGCACCAGGUGCUGAGCUGACUGUUGGCCGAAGCUACGCUCUGACUGUGGAAGCUGUAGACAAUGGGCCUGCGCCUCACAGACGGUCUUCCAUUACAACAGUAUAUAUUGAAGUUUUGCCCCCAAACAACCAGAGCCCUCCUCGCUUUCCUCUCCAACAAUACAACCUUGAGAUCAGUGAGGCUAUGAGGACUGGUGCUACACUUCUUAAUCUGCAGGCAGUGGAUCGAGAGAAGGAUCCAAUAACCUACAAAAUCCACAGUGGAGAUAUUAAUGGAAAUUUUGCACUGCAGCAGAGUUCAGGGUAUUUAAUUCUGGACAAGCCUUUGGACAGGGAGUCUCUGGAUCAUUAUAUCCUGAUUGUCACCGCCUCAGAUGGACGCCCAGAUGGAACCUCCACUGCUGUGGUGAACGUGGYGGUGACUGAUGUGAAUGACAACGAUCCGGUGUUCAACUCUUCACUGCCUGUGAAUCUCACCGUCAUCGAGGAGCAGGAUAACGCCUUCGUUGGGCAGAUCGUGGCAACAGAUCUGGAUCUGGGAGCAAACGGUCAGGUCCAUUACAGGCUUGUCAAACACCAGACACUGUUUUCCAUCAAUGCCUCUGGAGCCAUCAGGACUGCAGUGCCACUGGACAGAGAGGUGAAAGGUCACUAUUUCCUGGUUGUCGAAGCCUCGGACGGUGCAGUGGACCCUCGGCGAUCCAGGCUCACCCUCUCUGUGACCGUUUUGGACGUGGACGACAACAGCCCGAUUUUCUCCCAACAGUCCUACAACGUCAAUCUACCUGAGAACAGCCCAGAGGACACUGUCAUUUUACAGUUAAAGGCAACAGAUGCUGACCUCAUCUCCAACCUCACAUAUCGAAUCAGAGCUGAAGGCCUGGAUCCUGAGAUAACACGGCUUUUCCGCGUUGACCCCGUGACGGGGRAGCUGUCAGUUCUUAAGGUUCUGGACUUUGAAGCUCUGUCUGCCUCUGAACCCAUGUACACUUUCACCGUAGAGGCUGUCGACGUGGAGGGAACAAUGCCUCCUGGGCUUGCCUCRGUUACUGUCAGGAUACUGGAUAUGAAUGACUUUGCUCCCUCAUUCAGACAACCCGUCUACAGAGGCAUGGUUGCUCCUAAUGCUGUCAAGGGAACCAUUGUAACCACGGUGAUGGCCACCGAUUCUGACCCUGCGGGAACCCCCGCAGGUCUAAUUCGUUACAAGGUGGACCAGGAGGCCUAUCCAUAUUCUGCCAGUAUAUUCGAUGUAGAUGAAGAGAAAGGUCAUGUGGUUACCAGAGUAAAUCUUAACGAGGAACCCAACUUAAAGUUCAGACUGGUGGUGGUGGCCUAUGAUCGUGGCGAGCCUGUGAAAGAGAACACGACUCUGGUGGAAAUCACAGUGCUUCAGCCCUCUGUUAUCCCCGUGUUCACUCGAGAAGAAUACAGAUUUCCACCAGUGAGUGAGGAGGCUGCUGUUGGAACCCCGGUGGGAAUCAUCAUGGCAGCAGCUGUCAAUCAAACUAUCGUGUAUUUCAUCGUUGAAGGCAAUGAGGGAGGUGUGUUUUCGUUAAACAAAACAACUGGUGAGAUUUUCACAGCCAAGCCCCUUGAUUAUGAAACCAACUCCAGCUAUGUUCUGAAGGUGGAAGCAGACUCCAUGAGGGUGGUCUCAUCAAAUCUCAGAGCUCCGUCAAAGUCUAACACAGCCCGGGUUGUGAUUGAUGUCCAGGAUGAGAACGACCACCCACCGGUUUUCACCAGAUCUCUUUACAUUGGAGGAGUUGCAGAAGAUGCCAAAACUUUCACAUCGGUCUUGCAAGUACAGGCCGUGGACAAAGACACUGGGAACUACAGCGCCAUGGUCUACAGGCUCAUCAUCCCCCCUCCCACAGGAAAAGAAACUAAAGACAGCAAAGAUGGAUUUGUCAUUGAACCGUACACCGGCGUGGUGAAGACGGCAAUCAUGUAUCGCAACAUGAGGAGGUCAUAUUUCAAAUUUGAGGUGGCUGCAACAGACAACUACGGUCAAGGACACAGCAGCAGAGCAGAGAUAGUGGUCUCUGUUGUGAACCAGCUGGACAUGCAAGUGGUCGUAUCAAAUGUCCCUCCAACAUAUGUUGAAAUAAACAAAAAUCAAUUGCUCAGCAUUUUGGAACGCUACGUUCAGGAGCAGGUGGUCGGCGCAAAGGUUGUCGUGGAAACCAUUGGGCCCCACCGGGAUGGCGAAGCGAUGGAGAUUGAAGAUUACACCAAGUCAGAUCUCAUGAUUUAUGCCAUCGAUCCUCUGACAAACAGAGCCAUAUCUAGACAGGAGCUCUUCAAGUUUCUCGAUGGGAAGCUAUUGGACAUCAAUAAAGAGUUCCAGCCUUUCCUCCCUCCUGGUGGCCGGAUUCUGGAAAUCAGAACCCCCGAAGUGGUGGCCAGCGUAAAGAAAGCUGCGCACAGCGUCGGCUACACAGAGGGGGCACUCUUGGCUCUGGCAGUUAUCAUCAUCAUCUGCUGUGUUCCCGCUAUUUUGAUUGUCAUUAUCACAUACAGACAAUUCAAAGAGAGACAAGCAGAGUGUGCCAAAACAGCCCGCAUCCAGAUGGCACUGCCAACAGGCAAACCCGGGGGAGGCACUGCCAACAACCUGUACGAGGAGCUCGGUGACAACGCCAUACAAAACCGUUCAAACCACGGUGUCGGUCGCAGCAGCAUUGGCAGCUUAGACGAAAGCGACCGCCAGCGCCUGAUCUCGGACUUUGCCACACGAGCCAUCGCCGCCCAUCGCCAGUGUCUCGCAAAUGGAGGGGUGCUCAACAAACUCCCCAAAUCUGAGUCCAACAUCACUUUUCUGUCGGACGAAAACCCCCUAACUACCAAGAAUCCCAUCUACCAUGAGGAUGGAACCUUAAGUAGCCCUGAAAACCUUGGAAGCAACCAGAGGAGGAGAGACCUUCUUGGGAAUUUUUCCCCUUCUAGGAGACGGCUUCGAGACGCCUGGCUGAGGCUCAGCUCACCCGGAUGUGACUUGCGAUUUGGGGGAUACAAUGGCACCGACAGCGGGUGGGGAUCAGGAAGUGGACACAGCUGGACUCUCCCAUCAAGGUUGCAUCGAAAGGAAAUGUAUGACGCUUUGAGACGGCAGGUGGUUAUGGAUCCUGUGCAGUGGGAACAUGAGCUCCUGAAGGCUGAAUUCAAGGAGAGCAAAGACGCUGGCCUGGAUUCAGGCUUUGAACACGGAUUGGAUUCAGACGUGAUGGGAAGCCCUAGUCUUGAGCCAAAGCUGACGGUGAAGGAACAAGCCAGACAGUUUGAGCAACAGGCGCUCCAGGAAAUGAAACAACGGCAAAGCAGAGAUUCCAGAGGCUCGCUGUCUUCUGACAUCCUACUUUCUGCAAUCACAGACACUCCCCAGCAUCAGAUGUACAGCCCUUCCCACAAUGCUCCAGCUCCUCAGAUUAUGGAAGGUCCUCCGAGUAUCAUUGUGACUCAGAGUGAUGGAGGCACCCCUCCGCCGAGUCACAAGCCGACGCCUCCUGUACUAAGGCGAUUUGGAGCAAAUUUAACCGGAAAUCACAUUGCAGAGGAAAGACUUCAGGUACAUUUGGAGGUGAUACCAGAUCCACCUUCAACACCUCCACCACCUCCACCGCAACCUCCAUCACCACCACCACCACCUCCCAGCUCUGCGCCUCCUCCCCCUCCCUCAUCUCCACCUCUAAGUAGCACUUCCAUCCCUCCUGCCUCUCCAGCUCCAUCUAACUCCACCCCUAAUGAUGCUUACACUCCUCCGCCGCCUCCUCCUCCUCCCCCACCACCUCCGCCUCCACCUCUACCGCCCCCUGUAUCUCCCUCUCUUGUGCGUCCGACCACGUUUGUCCUCCCCACUCUCUCAGAGGCGCCCGUGCUGCGGCCCGUGUAUCUCCGGGCGCCGCCGCUGCCCGUUCACACGGAGCCCGAGCCUCCCCGGAAAGAGCUGAAGGGAAUCUUAAAGAACAUCCAAAACAUAGCAGACAUCGAGAAGUCUGUGGCCAACAUGUUCAGCCAGAUAGACCAGAAACAGAUUCCACUCAAAAAGGUCAUGAAGAGCCGGGCUUCUGUGGACUCUCUGGAUUCUCUUGACUCUUUGGACAUGUUGGUGGUUGGGGGAGAGCCAGAACAGAGAGGAGGAGGAGGAGCAGAAGGAAGAGGAGGUGAGGGAGAUAAUAACUCCCCUAUUCGACACGUUCCAAACCCGAACAUGAACUCUAUCGUGGAGGAGCUUGAGAAGCGCUUUCCCUCUCAAUCUACUAUGCUCUAUCCUUCUACAGGGCAGAGAAGGCGUGGAUACGGCCAACAUGAGACACAGCAGCUACUACGACCGUCUCUGCUCAGGCCAGAGGAGUUAUCCAUGGAGUCCGGCAUCGACCCGGGCCAGGACUACUACACUCAAGAUUAUUACAACUAUGACCAUGGGUACGAGCUUCCUCAGUACGGCAGCCGCAGGAAGCUGAUCUCACCCUCCGGCCUUUACGAUGAGUACGGAGAGGUUGUGGUCGAUGACGAUGGCAGCUACUACUACAGCCCACAGGAGUCAGACGGAGAGCCUGGCGGUAGAAAGCGGCGGAUCAAGUUGAUGGUUGACCGAGAGUACGAGACCAGCUCCACCGGUGAGGAGAGCGUGCCAGAGACCCAACGCAGCCGUUUAUCCGCCACGCACAACAGCCACGUCAACGUCAACGGUGGGAUGUAUGUGGCCCAGAACGGCUCCAUCGUCCGCACCCGGCGAACGGUCAACGCUUCGGGUCCUUCCCAGAGCGCCAGCUCCACAAAGAACAAUCUGAAACCAAGCUCUCCCAUCUUCAGCUCACGGCUGGCCAAGCACUUUAAAAAACUGGACAAAAUGGCUGCCACGCUGGAGGAGAGAGUGCCCCUGAACACCACCAAGACGCAAGCGGGAGAGGGGCGCAACACACUGAGCACUUUUCAGAGCUGCAGACGGGCCGCCUCGGCAACGGCCGCCUCCUCCUUCUCCAGCACUCACAAAAUGCUGAAUGUGUUAAACACUCGACAGUCCAGCGUGUCCUUGGGGUCAACCAGCACCAACAACACAGGCCCCGAAAGCGCAAUGUCUAAACCCGACGUGCUCCCGGCGGCGCCGGCUGUCGCACAGCAGCAGCCCGAGAGCAAGACGUCGGAGCAAGACGGGCCAGCAGAGGGCGAGCGCGAGUCAAAGGUGGACGGAAGCGGCAGCGUUGAGUCCGUUUCCAGGGAACCUCUGGAGUGUCCGAGUGACAGAACACAGUCGGAUGAGGAGGAGUUGUGGAUGGGCCCCUGGAACAACCUUCACAUACCCAUGACCAAACUCUGACUGAGUCCAACGCCACUGUGCUCGCUCCUUAUUGCCAAGUUCAUUUAAUGUUUUCAGUACGUUUUCUUUUCGUUCUCCGUGAAACUAACGGAGAGACGCUCCAGUACAGCAAAAAUAUAUAUGGAUUGAUUUAUACUAGCUAAAAGUGACUUGGCAUUCAAAUCACUGGUAUCACAUAAAACAAAUUAUUUUUUUCUUUUAAUUUAUGUUCAGUGAGAUGGGGUUUAAUUUGCCAUCUGCAGUUUCAGCAGUAAAUUGUUUUGUAAUUUCUGUGUUUCAAUCUGUGCAUCUCCUCAGCCUUGCUGAUCCGAGAGCUGCAGCACCUUCAGAAAACUGGACCUAUACAGUGGAAACACACAUUACUUUAAGAGUGAGGGGAUGAAAACUUGACUCUUUUAAUGGCCCUUUAAGCGACUGGUGUCUGUAUGGAACUGUGCUUGUUUCAUUCAGGUUUAUGGCCAACGGUGAAACUCGACGUAAAUUUGCCUGAUGCAUUUCAUUGACACAUGCAGUCUUGUAUUGUUCACACUUGCCUUUUUAUUCUUGUCAAGCUGCUUGGCAGACUCGAUCCAAAUAAAGUUUCAAUCUGUUGAAAAAUGAA
Poecilia reticulata (guppy) is the source of this 7477-nucleotide messenger RNA. NCBI's taxonomy places the organism in Eukaryota, Metazoa, Chordata, Actinopteri, Cyprinodontiformes, Poeciliidae. The record is from RefSeq and is a predicted model, not a curated record.